Molecule: messenger RNA, 1683 nt
Organism: Durio zibethinus
Lineage: Eukaryota; Viridiplantae; Streptophyta; Magnoliopsida; Malvales; Malvaceae
Source: RefSeq, a predicted model, not a curated record
UUCUCCAUUGCAUUUUUGUUGUUUGACUUUCCAUGGCUGCCAAGGGUUUCUCCGACGCAUCUUCUUUUGGUUUCAAAUGGAACCAUGACGUCUUUCUAAGUUUCAAAGGGGAAGACACUCGGAAGAACUUCACGGAUCAUCUUUAUGCAGCUUUGGUGAGAGAUGGAAUGGUUACCUUCAGAGAUGACGAUAAACUUCCCAAGGGAAAAGACAUCUCCUCGGAGCUCCUCAAAGCAAUUGAAGAAUCAAAACUUUCUAUAGUGGUUUUCUCUAAAAACUAUGCUUCUUCCAGGUGGUGUCUUGAUGAGCUUGUCAAGAUUAUUGAGUGCAAAAACACAACAGGCCAGGUUGUUAUUCCAGUCUUCUAUGAUGUUGAUCCAUCUGAUGUCCGGAAACAGAUCGGAAGUUAUGAAGAAGCUUUUGCUAUACACGAAGAACAAUUUAAAGAUAAGAUGGAAAGGAUCAAAAAGUGGAGAGAAGCUCUUACAGAAGCUGGAAAUUUAUCCGGCUGGGACCUUCAAAAUAUGGCAAACGGGUAUGAAUCGAGAUUCAUCGAAAAAAUUGUCGAAGAUGUUAUCAAAAAAUUAAACCGUAAUAUUCAUAAUAGUUUGCACGUCACCAUUCACCCAGUAGCUCUAGAAUCACGUGUCAAAAGGGUGAUGAGAUUAUUAGAUAUUGGAUCUGAAGAAGUUCGCAUAGUGGGCAUCUAUGGAAUGAGCGGGAUAGGUAAGACCACCAUCGCAAAAGCUGUCUACAACAUGGUUUGUGAAGGAUUUGAAGGAUGCAGUUUCCUUUCAAAUAUUAAAGAUGACUGGCAGCAACCUAAUGGUCUUGCUAGGAUGCAAGAGCAGCUCCUUUCUGAUAUCUUGAAUUGGAAAAAAAUCAAGAUAGAUAAUAUUGACAAGGGUGUCAAUUUAAUGAAGGAGAGGCUUUGUUGUAGAAGAGUUUUUAUAGUUCUUGAUGACUUGGAUGAGUCAGCACAAUGGAGACCAUUAGUUGGUGAUCGUAAGUGGUUCGGUCGAGGAAGUAGGAUUCUUGUCACAACUAGAGAUGAACAUUUGCUCACUGAAUUAGAGGUGGACGAAAGAUAUAAGGUUGAGCAAUUAAAUCAUGAGAAAUCGAUUCAGCUUUUAAGUUGGUAUGCAUUUAAGAGGCCUGCUCCAAAGAAAGAUUACUUCGAACUUUCCAACAUCUUGGUGGAGUAUGCUCAGGGACUCCCCUUAGCUCUUGAAAUUUGGGGUUCUUAUUUGUUUAAAAGAAGCCUCCCAGAAUGGGAAAGUUUUGUGGAAAAAUUACAAAAGGUAGCUCACCAACAAAUUCAAAAGAAGCUCAGGAUAAGCUUUGACAAACUAGAUGAUCAUUUAUUGAAAGCCAUGUUUCUUGAUAUUGCAUGUUUUUAUAUUGGGAUGGAUAAAGAUUAUGUUAUGACAAUGUUAGAUGGUUGUGGAUUCUUUCCAAAAAUUGGUAUGAAAGUUCUUCUUGAAAGGUCUCUUAUAGCAAUUGACCCAGAUAAUCAUAAGCUACAAAUGCAUAACCUACUCCGGGAUAUGGGAAGAGAGAUUGUUUAUGAAGAAUCACCAUUUCACCCAGGAUAUCGUAGCAGGCUUUGGUUUCACCAGGAUGUGGUAGAUGUAUUAACGAAACACACGGUAAAAAGUUAAAUGCAUUUCGUAAAUAGAUCUA